UCACCGGCUUCCCGCCUGCGCCGAGUGGCCGGCCUCGCGGGCCAAGCGGGGAGCAGACUGCAGGCUGAGGGCUGCGGGCGGGCAGGCAGGUGGCCCCGGCCCUCCGCGCCCGCGCUUUGGCUCUGCCCCCGGGAACCUAGCGAACUGCUGCUCCCUGUGGUGUGAGGGCGGUGAUGUUUUUCCUCCCACCCACUUUUGGGGCCCCCUCCCGCCUCGAGCUCACUCUAGCUCUCGCCACAACCUGGGAGCCCCAGACCUAGGAGGAGCGCUCUGGGCAGCUCAGAGCGCGUGUACGCGUGGAAGACGGAGGAGGUCAGUGGCCAGCUUUGACUACACCAGGCCCUGAAAGUUUUGAGCUGCCUUUUGCAGUGGCCAAAAUGAGAAAAAAGUGGGAAAUGGGAGGCAUGAAACGCAUCUUUUUCUUGUUGCUGUUCUUUGUUUUCCUAGAAGGAUGCAAAACAGAACAAGUAAACCAUUCAGAGACAUACUGCAUGUUUCAAGACAAAAAGUACAGAGUUGGUGAGAGAUGGCAUCCUUACCUAGAACCUUAUGGAUUGGUUUACUGCGUGAACUGCAUCUGCUUAGAGAAUGGGAAUGUACUUUGCAGCAGAGUCAGAUGUCCAAGCCUUCAUUGCCUCUCUCCUGUGCAUAUUCCUCAUUUGUGCUGCCCUCGCUGCCCAGAAGACUCCUUACCCCCAGCGAACAAUAAAGUGACCAGCAAGUCGUGUGAGUACAACGGGACCACUUACCAACACGGUGAGCUAUUCAUGGCUGAAGGGCUCUUUCAGAACCGGCAACCCAACCAAUGCACCCAGUGCAGCUGUUCGGAGGGAAAUGUGUACUGUGGUCUCAAGACUUGCCCCAAGUUAACUUGUGCAUUCCCUGUCUCUGUUCCGGAUUCCUGCUGCCAGGUGUGCAAAGUAGGGGAUGGAGAAUUAUCAUGGGAAAAUCCUGAUGAUGAUAUCUUCCGGCAACCUGCCAACAGAGAAGCGAGACAUUCUUACCACCGCUCUCACUAUGAUCCUCCACCAGACCGGCAGUCCGGAGGUCUGCCCCGCUUUCCUGGGUCCAGAAGUCACCGGAGAGCUCUUAUGGAUUCCCAGCAAGCCUCAGGCACCAUAGUGCAGAUUGUCAUCAAUAACAAGCACAAGCAUGGACAAGUGUGUGUUUCCAAUGGAAAGACCUAUUCCCAUGGCGAGUCCUGGCACCCGAACCUCCGGGCAUUUGGCAUUGUGGAAUGUGUGCUGUGCACUUGUAAUGUCACCAAACAAGAGUGUAAGAAAAUCCAUUGCCCCAACCGAUACCCCUGCAAGUAUCCUCAAAAAGUAGACGGAAAGUGCUGCAAGGUGUGUCCAGGUAAAAAGGCAAAAGAAGAACUUCCAGUCCAAAGCUUUGACAGCAAAGGCUACUUUUGUGGAGAAGAAACAAUGCCCGUGUAUGAGUCUGUGUUCAUGGAGGAUGGGGAGACCACAAGAAAAAUAGCACUGGAGACAAAGAGACCACCUCAGGUAGAGGUCCAUGUUUGGACCAUUAGAAAGGGCAUCCUCCAGCACUUCCAUAUUGAGAAGAUCUCCAAGAGGAUGUUUGAGGAACUCCAUCAUUUCAAGCUGGUGACCAGGACAACCCUGAGCCAGUGGAAGAUAUUCACCAAAGGAGAAGCUCAGAUCAGCCAGAUGUGUUCAAGUCGUGUGUGCAGAACAGAACUUGAAGAUUUGGUGAAGGUUUUGUACCCGGAAAGGUCUGAAAAGGGCCACUGUUAGAUGAGACAGACAGUAUUGGAUAGGGUAAAGAAAGAAAACUCAAACAGCAGCUGGACUGCAGGCUUAUUUUGUUCAAGUCAACAGUGCUCUAAAACCCAAACUCAAAUGCAGUUAAUUAAUCACGCCAUGCACAGCAUAAUUUGCUCCUUUAUGUUGAGUGGUGUCUCAGCCCUUAAACAUCUCCUCCAAAGACACUAAAAGAGUCUUGAAUUAUUUGUAGGAGACAGAGGGAUAGAACACCAUAACUCUAGUUUCUGGAAGAAUCACAUUUCUUUACAGGUUAAAGAGUAAGAAGAAACCCAGGGUUUCUAUCAAGAAAGUCAUUCCAAUGAAAGGAAGAGAAGGGAAUUGCUUCUUAGUAGGAGUUCGUUAGUAAAGAAAAAUAUUUGUGUGAUAUUAUAGUUUUAACAUUUUAGAGUGCUUUAUGUUUUUGUUUUAAAUUAACUUCCCUCCUUCCACACACACUAAACUAUAGCGUUCAUUCUGAGGCAAGGCCACCAUUGACUCUCCCCUUAUUUCCUUGGCCUGGCUCCCAAAUAGCUUGGUGGUUGUUGGUACUUAGGAGGAUAAAGAAAGAACUGUGAGCAGAAGGCUCUGCCCUUGAAUCUGUGGUGUGAUUGUUGAAGUCACUAACUAUGGUGGCAGAGUGAGGAAUAAGAACACCAUUUCAUGGCCACAUUCACUGUGAAGUGGUAAAUAAUUUCCCCCACUUCCCUUUUGUCCCUGAACCUAUAGAGCCUCUGUAAAGAAGUUAGAAUUGGGUAAAAUUUUCAGAAACUGAAUCCAUGUAAGACAAAAUGAUUGUUAAAUAAAGGAGUUGAUAGACGUCAACAAGGCCAUCUUUGUGUUUUCAGGUCAAUACAACUCACCAAUUAAUAGUACAAUAUUCACUAAUUUUCUAGUUGAAAUUCCCUAGUCCAUAAUUCUCUAGUCCCAAAAUUUAGGUUAAAUGAUUAAAUUCUAGAAGUACUUAAAGGGACAAUUUUCCUUCUCCAAUUACAGGAGUUGAUUUUUACUUUGCAAAAGGCCCUAGUCCUCACGAGCCUCUGAGUAUCUGCUCUUUAAUUAGGAGAAUUAUUGCUUAUUUGGGGAGAUGGUAAUUCUGAUACAGAUCUUUAUCCUAAAUCUCCCUGCCAUUCUCAUCUCAUCCAUCAGGCAUGUAUUUGAAUCAUGGAUUCUAGAGAGGGCUGCUCCAAAAAUGACUGUUUGCAGCCCAAUACCAGAGCAUAAAUUAUCCAUUCUGAGGCCUGGUUUUAAAAAUCAUCUUUAUGGCAAAACUAUAAAUUCUCCACAUCAAGGAUGUCAAGCCUGCCUUCUAAGUUGGUGCAAAAGCAAUUGCGGUUUUUGCAAUUAUUUUUAACUUUUUAAACUGCAAUUACUUUUGUACCAACCUAAUAUCUCCUCUGAGGGACAUGAAUGAACUCUACUGAGUAUUUAAAAGUAUUAAGGACCAGAAAUCCUGUAUUUCCCACUCAGUGACCAUAGGUGAGACGAACGUUUUUUUUUUCUUAGAGUAUUGGACACCAUAGGGAAAAAUGUAAAAGGGCCAGUUUUUAUGGCAACCUGGCAUAAAGGAGUCUGUUCUCAUAUAAGAGACACAGGGGCCUUGUGGCCAGGCCCUCAUAGGACAAGCCUCUCACCAGCCCCUCACACACAUUCUCCUCAGGAAAGGGAGGUAGGAAAGACAUUCAGGGCUGAUAGACCACGGAGCAUUAUUGGGGAGAGGGUGUUAAGUAGCUGCUGUGUCCUUCCCAGAGGUGGCAGUAUUUCCAUAGUGUGGAAAAAAGUAACUGGUUCCUAAAGCAAAGCCGUAAUUUCCCCUUCUUGAUGACUCACCCCAAAGCCUUCCCACUCAGGUGUUCUCUGAAAGCUCAGCCUUCAGGAAACACCCAGAGAGCUUCCCUAGAUAGACUCCUGCCCCUAGGUUAUGGGUCACACCUUUACAAAGUGCUGUGUGAAGCAGGAGCUGGGGAGCUAUGCUGCACCAACAUAGAAACCUUCCCAUGUUUGGUAGUAUGUAGAGAGUAGGACAUAGGGAGAAGAGGCCAAGAGCCUGUAGUUAGUAGAGAGGAAUGGGUGUGGUUCUUCUUGUGUAUUUAUUUGUAUUAUAAACACUUGGAAAACAAAGACCAUAAGCACCGUUUAGUGGUUAUAGCCAUUUUAUAGUUAACUCAUGUAAACAAAUAAGAGUAAUAUUAACAGUAUUACCCUUUCACUGUUCUCACAGGACAUGUACCUAACUAUGGUACUUAUUUAUGU
Molecule: messenger RNA, 4019 nt
Organism: Rhinolophus ferrumequinum (greater horseshoe bat)
Lineage: Eukaryota; Metazoa; Chordata; Mammalia; Chiroptera; Rhinolophidae
Gene: CHRDL1
Product: chordin like 1
Exons: 12
Coding region: 378-1760 (460 amino acids)
Molecular function (GO): protein binding
Source: RefSeq, a predicted model, not a curated record